AUGGUUUCUAACCCACAAGGAAAAAACUGCUUCGUCGGAUUGCGUCACAGCGGUGACGCUAAGGGCAAGCAUACCACCGUUUUUGGCAUAGACACCUAUGUGACCGGUCAAGAAUCUAAUGAUAAAAUCAUAGUCAUCAUGACAAACGUGUUCGGAAACAAGCCCAACAACGUGUUGCUAAUUGCAGACGCUUUCGGGGAAGCCGGAUACAAGGUUUAUAUUCCAGACAUUGUGGAUAAUGAUCCGCUUGAAAUGAGCAAAUCCGACGAUUUCGAGGAUUGGAAAGCCAAACACAACGCAGAAUUUACCAGGAAUAUCACGGAACCCUUCGUCAAAGCCGUGAAGGGCGAGCUCAAGCCCAAGUUUUUGGGUCUUGUCGGCUACUGCUUUGGUGCCAAGUAUGCCAUCCAACUCGUCGACGGAACGACGGGAGUUGCGGACGCAGCAGCAGUCGCGCACCCCUCUUUCGUCGACAUGGAAGAGUUUGCCGCUGUGGGCAAAAAGCCGCUUUUGAUCUCGGCUGCUGAGGAGGACUCUUUUUUCCCAGCCGAAUACAGACAUUCCACCGAAGCUAAAUUGCAGGAGAUCGGCGCCGUUUACCAGGUUGAUCUUUUCAGCGGCACUUCCCACGGAUUCGCCGCCAGAGGUGACGUUUCCGAUCCAGUAGUAAAGUACGCUAAGGAAAAGGUGUUUCAUGACCAACUUUAUUGGUUAAAUCACUUUUCCGCCCAAUCUGCUUGA
This is a messenger RNA of Lachancea mirantina, 741 nucleotides long. Lineage: Eukaryota; Fungi; Ascomycota; Saccharomycetes; Saccharomycetales; Saccharomycetaceae. The record is from the annotation of a GenBank genome assembly.